GACUGCUGUUGUGGUUCUAUUCAAGCCGUUAAACAACGUCAUUGUUUUUUAAAAACUGUUUAAACCGACAAAUUAAAGCCAGUGAAAUACGCGGUUAUCUCCCUUGAAUACAUUUGCCCACGUGAUUUUUCAGUUGCGAUUUGCCCGGCUUAUCGUUCUGUGUGUGUUCAGUCAAUGAAAACCAGUGUGGAACAUAGUUAAUACACGAACGAGGAAAGCAGCGAGACUUGUCCUGUGUGAAUGUUAUAACAACUUUGUUACGACAGGGUUUGAGUGUCACUGGAAAAUAUUAUAGUGAACGAAAAGUGAACCGACUGUUUGUUGUUUUUUUUAUAUAUAUUAUUUUGUGAAUUUAAUUUCUUGAGUGAGGUGAUUUCAUACAACAUUUUUCAAAAAUGCCUUGGAACUGGAAUUUAGCAGCUUUGUGGAUUCUUUUAUAUCUAACAAUCUUAGCUCCAACUUUACACGUUGUUUCAAAGCGAAUACCAAGACAUCUGACAGUAUAUUGGAACGCAACAAACCCCAUUUUUGACAGCAACAAUUCAGACCAUAUAAUGAAUGUUAAUUUUGGUGAUACUAUAGAUAUAAUAUGUCCCCAAUAUCCUGUGGGUUCCAGACCCGAUACCUGGGAGUACUACGUUGUAUAUAUGGUUAAUAAAAAAGAGUAUGAAGAAUGUGUAAUAAACGAAAGAUCUAAAGUCAAGUAUUUAUUAAACUGUUCGAAUCCAAUCAACGAUCCCCCCUUUCUCUAUACACUACUUAUCAUGGGUUUUCAACCUAUACCGGGAAACCCAGAUUUCGCCAGCGGAAAAAGUUACUAUUUUAUAACUACAUCUAAUGGUGGACGGAGUGAAAUGAACAAUCAGUACAAAGGAGUGUGUCAAUCGAAAAACAUGAAGAUGAUGGUCAACGUCUGCUGUGGGGAUUCCAAUCAAGGUACUAAUAACCAGAAUACAGGGUCAAAUCAGGGGUCAUCCAAUCAGAAUCCAGGGUCGGGUAAUACAGUUACACCGAAGCCAAUUGAUAAUGACAAUAAACCCAGUUCAACUCGUUAUCCCACAACGACACAAUCAACAACAUCUACUUCAGGUAGAACAACAACAUCAGUUAGAACAACGCAGAAAUUAUUAUAUCCAAAAACAGAUUCAGAUAAACAUCCAUCAGAUAAUUUAAUCGAUGAAAAUGUUAUUCAUGCUAAUGGACCUAAAAAUGUAGGCCUUAUCAGCGAUAAUGACAGUAGUAGCGUAGCCUUCUCUUAUAGUCUCCUUUUAGUGACAGUAACCGCAACGUUAGCGUUAUUUUUAUGUCGGUAGUGAUGCGCGCGCGCGCUCGUGUGUGUGUGUGUGACUUAGGUUGUAUAUUCCAGAGACCAUCGGACUGUAAAAUUAUAACGUAUUAGUUCCGAAUAAAGAAGGAUGUGUGAAAUUUGCGGAGGAGUUUAGAACGAAAGUCUUUGGUAAAUCGUCGAGUGAAGAUGUCAUCUGUGGAAGAGCGACUACCAGACGACAUGUUUCUGUCGGUAAAGAAUAGAGUGUUGUUAUCCUUACGAAGACUAAUUAUCAAGAGACAAAAAAAAAAAUAUGCUCACAAAUUUAGGCUGCUGAGGAUUACAAAUACAGCUCGAUCUCCUGAAACAGUAUCGGUGAUUGGUUCCCUGGAUACCGUCAUUUAAGUACAAACAAUUUCAUUGGAUGAAAGAGGAGUAAAUUUGAAUUUUUCUUUCCAAUUCGGAGACAUCCUGUGCCACGUAAAUAAUUGCGCCACUUGCCAAUGAACUUCGACCCAUCAUCUUUUGUGAUUAACGAUAAAUUGUAUAUAGCUAUUGACCAAUCAGUGUGCUUUAUAUGUAAUAAGAGACCAAUGAAAUUGCUCCAUGAAUCUGUGAUGUUAUAAAAUGGUGAAGAUGAUAUUUAUAUAUUUCCUGACAUAAAAAGGUAAUAUUCCGUGACCCAGGAUUGACCCCUGAUGAUCACAUGACAACGGUGACACUCAGAAUUAUUCCUCUUCAUCAGAAAAUCAACAGGUGUUUCAAGUCGAAUCUUAUGAGGCUGGUUAUGGUUAUGUUUUAUUCUGAAAGGGAAUAACUCUUAACAUGUGGGGGUCACUGUUCAAUGUAGACUCUGUUAUCUUGUCUCAUUUUAUCCAGAUACAAUGCAUUCCGCUGCAGGUUUUUCGAUAAUUAUGUGUUUUAAUUAAUGAAUUAAUAAUAUGUAGAUUUAAGUUGUGUUUAUGAAAGAUGCUUUAUAACGAAGUAUUAAUUCUCGUUGAUUAUUUUUUUGUAACCAAAAUUAAUUGAAAAAAAAAACACCAUAUUAAUUAAUCAUUCAUUAUAAGAACUCACAUGGAUUAAAAUCCUUAGAAUUGUAAAACCGAUUUAUUCAUAGUAAAAAGCUUUAUCUCAUGCACUUUAUGUAGUUAAAAUCUUCAAUAUUCAAAAACCGUUAGAAUUCCCUUUAAGUGUUACAAUUGUGCAAUCAUACAUUCUCAAUUGUGCAAUCAUACAUUAUCCAUAAACAGUUGGAUUUCCCCUUUAAAGUGUUACAAUUCUCCAUAAACUGUUCGAUUUCCCCUUUAAGCUUUACAAUUGUGCAAUGCUAGGUUCUCCAUAAACUGUUAGAAUUCCCCUUUAAACGUUACAAUUGUGCAAUCGUGGGUUUUCCAUAAACCAUUAGAUUUCCCCUUUAGAUUUCCAGAUUCUGAGUACUUCGAGCCCUUUUCAUGAUUGUGUCCUCCUUUUAAACACAAGGUGAAAUGCAGCCCAAGUGACUCCUGGGUAGCAGUACUCACACAUUUCAGAAUAACAAUAUGGCCGUGAAAGUGUCUAGCAUUCUCAGUAUAUUCAACCUGUCUUGAUGCAAUCACUACUGGUGCUACAUCUAAAUGCUUGCGAUAUGCAUUAUACAGUGAAACCUGUCUAAACAGACCAACCUGUUUAAACAGGUUGCAUUAAGUAGUAGGCCUGCUACACCUCACAAUUGUUUAAAUUUUUGAAUUUGACUACAGAAAUAAUGUCUGUUUUCAUAGAUACCGUAACUGGUUUACUGAAUGGUCUGACAAAACGUACCUAAUUUCAAAAAUCUUUCUCAUUUACUGAAACCGUUUUCUAAAUGCACCAAAUAAAUGUCACUCGUCACCUUAUUUGUUAAAAAUGUUGAUUCACCAUAAAUAUCUAUUGUGUCCCACUAAUCUUAAAAUAAAUGUGUGUCUAAUCACUUAUUGUUGCAACUGGGGUCUGUUUGUCGUUGGUGGCUACAUGUGGACUGCCCCAAGGCUGAAAUUUGUUGUAUAUGGAUGGGUAGCUCAAGCCAAGGAGUGACAUACGUAGGCCUGGUGUGUUACACUUUCACUCCCAGUUUUUACUUCAUGUUCCGCACUGUUGGGUGGCCGGAUGGUUAUCUGGUGCGUGUUUGAUCACAAGAUCUGUCAUUGAGUCAAGUGUCGCGGUUUUGAUUCCCUGCUUGUACAUGUCCAACCUCACAGGUCUUCUCUGGGUCCUCUGGUUUCCUCCCACAAGCAAAUUAUCGAAAUAAAGUUGAACCAUGUGUUAGUCCCGAUAUGACCUAGUUUGUGUCAAGAGGAUGUUAAACCCCAUUUCUCUUUCUCUUUCUGAGCUGUUUGAUAAUAAUUAAUUACACACACAUUUAUUUGGAUAUUAAGAUUCUCACCACAAACUAUGUCUUGUGUAUAUAAUGUUAAUGUGUAUUGUAUAUGUUACUGUAUAUUUAUAAUAUUAAUAAACUGUGAAUAAAUUAUAUUUAAUUAAGUGAAAUCUAAAAAUUCACUCUAAAUGUGCUAUUUUCUAUUUAAAUCGUGUUUUCUGCCUUUGCUGUAUACAUGUAUAUAAAUAUAUAAUAAGAUAUAUAUUAUUAUCAUAUAAAAUGUUUCAUACUUAUCGCGAAGAAAAUAUUAUAUAAUACUAAUGAAACGUUUAACGACUGAUAAUACUAGCGUGUGAUUGGUUGUUUUAGUUGCGAAUGUUGUGUGAAUGACAAAUUAUCAGAGACAAAAUAUCCAAGAUGGAGGUCUGAAAUUUUUUACGAUUUAAUAUUUCAAAAGAAAUUUCAGUUCAACUAAUUAAUUAAGAAAUAUAUUUACCCAUAUGCACCUGAAGAUCUCUAAAUUACGACUGUCUACAACACAACAAAUAUUAGCUAUAUGAAUUUCGCCCAAAAAACGCAAAAAAAACUCCAUGAGAAUUUUGCGGCAUCUUGUCUCUUCAAUUACCUAUCGGUAUAUGAAUUUUACGCCAAAUAACUCCCGGAAAAAAAAACGCCCCCCCAAAAAAAACUGCAUAAAAUUUUUGCGGUAUCUUGUCUCUUCAAUUCAAAUGUACAACAAAAAUUAGCUACAGUGUAUGGAUUUCGGAAAUACACCUGAAAAAACCAAAAAAACUCCCCGAAAAUCUUGCCAUAUCUGGUCUCUGAAGUGUGAAAGAUUUAUAACGUUUGUUAGUUGUGUGUUAUUUGAUUUAUAUCACUGUUUGGGUGUUGUGCACAAACUUUUGUGUAAAUUUGUUUUUUUCUUUUUUGAUGGAUAAAGAUAAAGAUAUUAAAUUUGUAAAUUUUGUAUAUAACUAGUAAAAUGAUGAGGAGAAUAAACAAUGUUCUUGUCUAAUUAAUUAUAAAUAAAUACAUUAGAAUAACUUUAUUAUUAUACAUAAAUUUAAUAAAUCUUUAAAUAAACAUCCAUGAUUCAUUUCAAGCAGAGCACUAGUUUCUCCAUUUGUUUUGUCGGAAGGGGGUGGGGGUGGAUGGCUGAAUGGUUAGCACGUGCGCGCUGUAUCAUAAGGUCUGUCAUUGAGUCAACUGGCGUGGUUUUGAUGCCCCGGAUGUACGUGACAAGGAGCAGGGUCGCUUGUCCAACAUCGUGGGUUUUCUCCGGGCUCUCUGGGUUCCUCCCACUGCUAAAGACCCCUACGUGCAAGUGAAUUAUGGAAAUAAAAUUGAACCAUGUGUUAGUCCCGAAAUGACCAUUUCUCUCUCUCUCUCAAUUAGUUUUGUUGGACAUUUUCCUUAUUUCUUGGUUGGAAAUGAAAUGUAAUAGGGUCUUCUAUUAAUGUCCUCUGCACCGACUUGGCUGAUGAAGACGGUGUCUUGGUUGGAUCAUUUGGUAGGAAACCCCAAACAAAAAAAUGAUCAGUAAAUUAAGACAGAUUUAGACCAUUCAGCUGUUCAUUUGUACAACCAGACAAUUCAGCAGUUGGACAUGACCGGCAUAAUGUAUUGAAACAAGUGCUCUAGGUUUUCAUUUCAAAAACUUUAACAAUAAAGUUCUAUAUGUCAGUUCGAUCAUCAGUUAAUAAAGAAACUAAUAAAAUAAAAUAUCAACUUUUGUUUUUGUAGUUUUAAUACGAUUUAGUGACAUUCUGAUUAAAACACAGAUCCUAUUUCGUUUCGUUUUUUAUAGUUCAUUAUUUAGUUUUACUUGUCUUUACUACACUAUGAUCUGGAAGAGUUGUUAUAUUACCGGCAUUUUGGUUGAAGUGAGGGAUAAGCCAAUGAAACAGUCUGUUACGGCGACUGCUUGGCUUGCCAUGCCUGGAACUUUGGGUAAUCCAUUAUAAAAGUCAACGCUGAUUGAUUAAUCAAUGUCCGACGUCAUAGGGUCAAAAGCCGCUUGUACAACCCUGACAUGACCUUUGAGUACAAUUUGUAGGAUCUUCAUGUAGUGUAGGCCAUCGAAAGUAUAAAAAAACGAAACGAAAUAUAGAUCUGUAUUGUAAUCAGAUAGAUUUAGUGAAGAUUGUUACGAGAUUGCUCAAGCAUAAUUAAAAUGCCUUGUUCUGUGAAUGUAAAAAUACUGGACAUGUGAAGAUAGUCAUUGUUAGUUGGUACUGGUGUUUCAUUGUUUGAUGUAGGCAUACAUGACUGGGACAUGGUGGGGCGAAUAUAUAUAUAUAUAUAUAUAUAUAUAGAUGCAGCAUACCCAUUUUCACCAGUUUCUACUUUCAUUUUCAAAAUUGGGUAUAUCUCUGCAAGCUCUGUGCAAGGGGUAGAGAGUAAUGAAUUACUGACUGACAUGGCAUUUUUUUGCAAAACAAUUUUUAAAUUUCUACUGACAUCCCCCAUCCCCCUUCAUUGUCCGUUUGCUCUGAAGUGAUCCCCGUCAGUAUGCCUAUUGUUUAAAGAUGCAUUAUGUAAGAGAUAAAUCUGCCGAUUCCAUUUCUUUUUUCUGGCUUCAAAUGUUCUAUAAACUAUUAUUUAAGCAUUUGUUAACAGAUUUUCAUUUUGGCUUCAAAUGUUAUAUAAAUUAUUAGUUAGACAUUUAUUCACAUGACAAGCCUAUAAUCAACUCUCUAGCCCAUCGGAUGGCGCAGAUGUAAAAGGAUUAAAAUACAAUCACCAUUUAAUGAUUUAAUUUAAAAAUGGAGAAGCGAGGUUGAGUCUUGAUUAGCCAGUAAGGUUGCUACGACAAUAAACAAUCUAUGUCUCAUCUUCAAACUGGGGGGUUGGAUGGCUGAAUGGUUAGCAUGCGCCCGCUGUAUCAUAAAGUCUAUCAUUGAGUCGACUGGCGUGGUUUCGAAUCCCCGGUUGUACGUGACAAGGAGUAGGGUCGCCUGUCCAACCUCGUGGGUUUUCUCCAGGUCCUCCGGUUUCCUCCCACUGCUAAAGACCCCUGCGCGCAAGCGAAUUAUGUAAAUAAAAUUAAAAACCAUAUGUUAGUCCCGAAAUGACCUAGUUUGUGUCGAGUGGACGUUAAACCCCAUUUCUCUCUCUCUCUCUCUCAUCUUCAAACUGAUAACAUCGCUCAGAAUAAAGUAGGCUAUUUUGAAUUAUCUAUUUUGGGACUAUUAUAGCAAGAACCGUCGGUCGGCUCGUUUAUCUAAAUCUUACAUAAUGUAUCUUCCAAGUCAGGGCUAAUAUUCAGUGUUGUGCUUUUAUUUCCUGUAUAGAAGGGGGAUUGACUUGACAAGUAGAUUACAUCAGUUCUUGUAUAAUCCAUUAUGCAAGGUUGUUGUAUGGCUCUGUAGUUCAAGACUUGUGUCAAUUUGACACUGUUGGUAUUUUGACUACUGACCUUUGUUGGUGUGUAUUCCACGUAUGAGACCGUAAGACAACCAUGGCACCCACCUGCUGUAUGAACUGUCCAUGUAAUUAUGUUCAAGUCAUUCCCCUCCUCUGGCACAUAUAUUAAUCAUACAUAUCAGUCUUAGACAAAAAUAAAUUGAAAAACAUCUUAAACUAUAAACAUUUGAAAUUUACUUCAGAUGAAGAACAUACCUAUGUAAAUUACCUCACCUGAAAUCAGAUUUUUACCUGUUAGUAAUAUUAUGGACCAUAAAAUAAAUAUUUGUAGACAUAUCACAACCAUAAAGAAUCGAACCUUUUCUGCUUAGUGUAAUUACUUCCAUUGCUUCUUAGAACACAGAUUUGCUUAUAAUAUAUAUCAAGAUAUGAGUUACACCAUUUCCUAUGAGGUGGAUGCUAUAUCAGAACUCUCAUUAUACAGAAAAAGGGCAGAGCUUAUCCUUGGCCCUCAUGAUAUGGAUACCUGUGUAUUAGGGGGAAAUUAAGAAGCACAUCAUCUUCGCCCUAACUUUAAGGGAUAUGAUAUGGCAUCUAUGCUCUUAUAGUGGUAUCCGGUAGUAUACUUUAUGUAAUAAAGUACCAAUCAAAAUAACUAUGUGUGCAAUAUAUAGAUGUUUAAGAGACGAAGUUCUGCUGUUCAGAUGGCUAAAUCACAAAUGUAAAAGUGUACAUGAAAUUUAAUAGAUGUAUAUAAAACUAUUAAUCAAUGGUAUAUUUAUUAUAUUUAGGGCGUGGUUGAUUGACCUUCAAUUUCCGAAUCCAUAUACCUUUCUUUCCUUUUAAGGAGUUUGGUUUUAUUUAAUUUGAGAGUUCAUUGAGAGUUUAGCCUCUUGGAGGGACGAAUCAGAAACUGGUCUGGAUUUCAGAUUGCCAAGAUCUGAAAUUUAUUUCCAUGGGCCAUAUCAACGAAAACUUAAAAUAUUUUAAGAAUACAGGUCAUUCAUUGGACAAGAGCAAAAUUUGUACCUGGAUUUAAGUUUUUGUUAAUACUGCCCAUGGGCUUGGUGGGAUUUCAACGAUGGAUGAUUCGAAUUCAGCUCCAAUCAAACACGUCCUAUAUAACGAGAGAGAGCGAGAAUCUAAAUUGUCUAUAUGUAUAAAAUAAAAAUAAAACCUAUCCUAUUAUUUCUGUAUAUUGUAAAAUCUAACGUCUGUAUCUGAUAAAUAUGUUUUUGUAAAAACUCCCACAAGAGGUGACUGUGAAUCUUGUGUACACUAUGAAUAAAAUGUAUAUAUAUAAGUAUUA
Patella vulgata (common limpet) is the source of this 8274-nucleotide messenger RNA. Its product is annotated as ephrin-B2. Gene Ontology annotation, molecular function: ephrin receptor binding. Gene Ontology annotation, cellular component: plasma membrane. Lineage: Eukaryota; Metazoa; Mollusca; Gastropoda; Patellidae. The transcript is spliced from 6 exons. The coding region runs from base 396 to 1313 and encodes 305 amino acids. The record is from RefSeq and is a predicted model, not a curated record. Gene Ontology annotation, biological process: ephrin receptor signaling pathway; axon guidance.